CACCGAUAACCCCAAAGUACUGUCAGUUGUCAGUUGUUGUUCACCCCAUGCACAUGCGCUCUGUUAGAUAAGAGAUAAGGAAGUGCCCCACCAAAAAAGUUCAGCCCUGUCCGUGUCGAAAAAUUAGGACUGGACAAUCGCCGACUGCAAUGGAAGUCAAGGUGCCGUUCCAUUCUACCCACCUAUUUAGAAGUGACAGCACCAUUGAGGCACCCUACUAAUAAAGGAGGUGCAUCACUUUCACCAUGGCUCCACGACAGCCAUCUCCAACCCCGUCCGAGAAUGAGGUUGACAUCGUUGGGUCCCUAUUCAUCGACGAUGCUGAAACCGGCUUGAGUAAACAGGGUAGAGGACCAGCAGUGAAUGGCGAUGACCUUGAUUUUGAGGGCCUUCUGAAUACAGGGGGUGGCGAUGGAUCCGAUGAAGAUGGGGGGGACGAAGCAUUCAUCGCCCUCCGGCAGGCGGCUUCCUUCAGGAAAACCACCAACCUCAAGGGCAAGACUGCGAAGAAGGGAGGCGGUUUCCAGUCAAUGGGCCUUGGCCCCAACUUACUCAAAGCCAUCGCCCGAAAGGGCUACUCCGUCCCGACUCCUAUCCAGCGAAAAACGAUUCCCCUAAUCAUGGCCCGGAAGGACGUUGUUGGAAUGGCGCGGACGGGUUCUGGAAAGACUGCUGCAUUCGUCAUCCCCAUGAUCGAGAGACUCAGGGCACACAGCGCGAGAGUCGGAGCCAGAGCCCUCAUCAUGUCGCCGUCGCGAGAGCUCGCUAUACAGACUCUGAAAGUAGUCAAGGAGUUUGGCAGAGGAACCGACCUGAAGUCCGUUUUGCUGGUCGGAGGAGACAGUCUUGAGGAGCAGUUCGCGGCCAUGGCGUCAAACCCCGACAUAAUCAUAGCCACCCCCGGCCGUUUCCUCCACUUGAAAGUCGAGAUGUCCCUAGGCCUGUACUCGAUCAAAUACGUCGUUUUCGACGAGGCAGAUCGGCUGUUCGAGAUGGGUUUCGCGGCGCAGCUAACCGAAAUCCUUCACGCCUUGCCCGCCUCGAGGCAGACGUUGCUCUUUUCCGCGACUCUACCCAGCUCCCUAGUGGAAUUCGCUCGGGCCGGCUUGCAGGAUCCUUCGCUGAUCAGACUAGACGCCGAGACCAAGGUAUCGCCCGAUCUCGAGAGUGGCUUCUUUGCCGUCAAGGGGGGCGAGAAAGAGGGUGCGCUGCUGCACAUCCUGCACGAUGUCAUCAAAAUGCCGCUGGGCUUGCCGGAGGGCGCCGAAACGGAAUCGGAAAUGAGCUCGAAGAAGCGAAAGCGUGGUGGUGACGUCUCGUACCAGAGGCCAAAGCCGACCGAGCACUCGACGAUCGUGUUCGCGGCGACUAAGCACCACGUGGAGUACCUAGCUACUCUGCUGCAGCACGCGGGAUUUGCGGUGUCGUACGUCUACGGAUCACUCGACCAAACAGCGCGGAGGAUCCAAGUGGAGAAUUUCCGGAGAGGGCAGUCCAACAUUCUUGUGGUGACUGACGUUGCUGCGCGAGGUAUCGACAUUCCUGUCCUGGCCAACGUCAUCAACUACGACUUCCCUCCCCAGCCCAAGAUUUUCGUUCAUCGAGUAGGCCGGACCGCUCGUGCCGGGAAGGCGGGUUGGAGUUAUAGCCUCGUUCGUGAGGCUGAUGCGCCGUAUCUCCUGGAUCUUCAGCUCUUCCUUGGUCGAAAGCUCGUUAUCGGCCGGGACAGCGGCGACCGCUCAUUCGCCGCAGACGUCGUGGUCGGUUCCCUGAAAAGAAGCGAGGUCGAAACGAAUGUCGAAUGGGUAAACAAGAUCCUGGACGAAAACAGUGACAUAAACGCCCUGCGCGGUGUUUCUGUCAAGGCAGAAAAACUGUACAUGAAGACGAGGAACUCGGCCUCGACCCAGAGCGCCAGGAGGGCCCGAGAGCUCGUGGGGUCCAGAGCCUGGUCGCAGCUGCACCCCAUCUUCGACGAGGAGGCCGCGGACAUCGAGGAGGCUCGGUCGACGAUGCUCGCCCAGAUCAGCGGCUUCAAGCCGCAGGAGACCAUCUUCGAGAUCGGCCCGAGAGGCAAGUCAGCUCAUAACCGGCCCGCGGAGAUUAUGCGGAAUAUCCGGACAUGGGUCGGGCCCCGAAGACGCAAGGGAGAGGACGGCGCCGUUGCGGAGGAGGAGGACGGUGGCAAGAAAUUGCCGCCCCAGGACGACGACGACGAUGACGACGACGCCGACGACGCCACCAUGGGCGGCGGAUAUCCCGAGAGCGAUGAAGAUGUCGUCGCUGGGCAGGUUGCCGAGGCCGAGGAUGAAUCAGACGAGGAGGAGCUAGAAGUCACGGUGUCGAACACGGCAACCUCCCGAAAGGGGGAGGCGUCGUGGAAGGACCCGGAGGUGUUCAUGUCGUACACGCCGCGGACGCUGAACGCGGCCGACGAGCGGGGCUACGGGGUGCACUCUGGCGGGCAAAACGCCAACAGCUUCGUGGAGGAGGCACGGCACGCGACCAUGGACCUCACCAACGACGACGGGGCCAAGGCGUUCGGCGAGCCGACGCGGGCGCGCAUGCGCUGGGACAAGAAGCAGAGCAAGUACGUGGCCAACGCCAACGACGAGGACGGCUCCCGCGGCGCCAGGAUGGUGCGCGGCGAGAGCGGCGUCAAGAUCGCGGCGAGCUUCCAGAGCGGGCGCUUCGACAAGUGGCGCCGCGCCCACCGCCUCGGCAAGCUGCCGCAGGUCGGCGAGGCGGAGCGCGUCGGCCUGGCCCGCAGCCUGCAGGCGGCGACGGGCGGGGGCCAGCAGCAGGGGCCCGGGGGGUUCCGGUUCAGGCACACGGCCGACACGGCGCCCAAGGAGGCGGACAAGUUCCGCGACGACUACCACGUGCGCAAGAAGCGCGUGGCCGAGGCCAAGGAGAAGCGCGUCGGCAAGUACAGGGACGGCGCGGGCAAGGCCGGGGAGGUCAAGGACGCCGAGGCGAUCCGCAGGGAGAGGAGGGUCAAGGAGCUCAAGAUGGCCAAGAAUGCCCGGCCGGCCAAGAGGGGGGGCGGCAAGGGGGGCAAGCCGAGGAGGUGA
This is a messenger RNA of Phialemonium atrogriseum, 3074 nucleotides long. Its product is annotated as ATP-dependent RNA helicase dbp-10. NCBI's taxonomy places the organism in Eukaryota, Fungi, Ascomycota, Sordariomycetes, Cephalothecales, Cephalothecaceae. The transcript has 2 exons. The coding region runs from base 246 to 3074 and encodes 942 amino acids. Gene Ontology annotation, molecular function: ATP binding; RNA helicase activity; RNA binding. Gene Ontology annotation, cellular component: nucleus. The record is from RefSeq and is a predicted model, not a curated record.